UGUGAUGGCAGCGAAGCGUGAAGAAGCCAGAAAGCCGAGGCUAGGUAUGGAGAAGCUGAAGGAUCACCCUGAUCCGUCGGAUAAGUCGAAGAAAGUCUUGUAUUUUUGUUUCAGCGAGUAUUGUCUAGGCACUGGUAAUGUUUACUAUAUACACGCCUUUGAUUUGUAGAAAAAUUGCCAUGUACUUCCAUUGGCAGAAUCCAUUGAAGUGGGUAGAACAAUGGGGUGUGCUCCUGUAAUUAUGGGUUCUGGUGUCCACGGCUCCAAGAUCAUUUUGGCAGGUGGCAUUAGACCGAUAUUCGAUGGAUUAGCCAAUUUCAUACCAAAUCCGUGUCGCAGAGUUCUUGAGUUUGACACUGCGAUUAUGAAGUCACAUAUUCCCCUUAGCAUACAGCGCCAUGGUGACCUUCAACACGGGAAGACUAAUCCCCACGUGGUAGAGCACAGGGAAAAUUUAUAUGUUCUCUCCGUGUUAACAGGUGAGGGGUUCGAGAUGUUCGACCCAAAAUAUGACAAAUGGGUGACUUUGCCCGAGCCUCCAUUUUUCCACAGACGCUACCGUGGACACCACACCGAUAGUGUUGUUGUAGGCAGUAAUAUCUUUGUGUCAUGUUUGUCUAGUAUCUACCGCUUUGACAUGGCUGACAGCCGCCAAAUAUGGAAAGAGCACUCUUUUACCAACUGCACUGCAUUGCCAUACGGAUGGGAUGAGAAAAGUUUAGCCCUGGAAAUGAGUGACGGGGAUUGGUUGAUUUUCACAUGUUUCCUAGAAUUGAGUUAUGACCCUCAUGAAAUCAAAGACAACCCUUGCUGCGACGAUUACGACUGCAACAACUCAAACGUGGAUUUUUAUCCUCCUUAUCGUCAUCAGCUUGCGCCUGAUCGUCAUUUUGAAUGGCAUGGUACAUCUUUGCCUGCCUAUAUCAUGUCAAAGGAUUUUACAUCACUCACACCUAUUCAACCUCUGCGCUUGCCCGAUGAUCUGUUACCUACUCAACCAGGCUGUGAAAGGUUGCGUGAUCUGUAUAUGGCUAAACCCCGUGAAAUAGAUUAUAGGAUCGUCCAUCUAGGAGGUCAAGAGAUAUGUCUGGUAUUGUCUAUUGACACUGGAUUUGAGCCCAACGGCCGAGUUUUGAGGAAGAUGCCGAUUUUUGUGGCAAGUUUCGAAUUUCAACUUUCAGACAGUAAAGACGUGUUAACCAUCAAAACGGGGUCUUCUAGUGUUCAGUGUUUUCUACUUGGUGCCCACUCAAGUGCAACUAAAUUAUCCAUGUGUGGUGCCUUUUGGCUGUAAACGUCAGCACUCCUCUCAAAUGGUGCAGUCUCAAAUGGCGUAUGAAAGUUUUGAUAAUGACUCUGUUUGAUGAAUGUGAAACUUUAUUUGCUUUUUAUGGAGAAUGUAAUAUUCUAAGAAUACUCUGAUCUUUUACCUUGUUUUUUCAUUAAAUUGACUUUGGUGUAUUACUUUCAUUCUUAUGACUGAGUGCUUGAAUGGUCACCUUGAACUUAAACCUAUAUUAUACAGAAACUCUUGCAGUUUGAGUCCUGAGGAAAUACCAGUUAUUUAGUGUUCUAUGUUAUGCAUGUAUUUGACUCUUAAUAGUCUCGCUCAAUAUCAUUAUCAGGUGAGUGGGUGUUCCAUAUUGCUGAUGCUUUUUUGCAGGCUCUGGACACCAUUAACGACGUCAAAUCUCCAGCAUACUAUUAUACAUGUUAUUUUAUAACGUUGACCAGUUUGGCCUUGUUAUAAAAUGUUUGCAAUGCUUUAGCACACCUACUUUUAAAUGUUUGCAAUGCUUUGAUUUUCCUUUCUAUUUAAUUGUAAAUGAGAACCAUUUUCUAUAGAUGCUGUGGAAAGAUCAGGUUUCUUUCAUGGUUUAUGAAGAAAAGAAAAAAGAAUUUGCAGUGAUCGACAAUUCAAUUUGAGGUCAAAAUGACAUCAUUCAGAAUGUAGUCUUGAGAAGGUGAAAUUGGUAACUAGAAUGUCUAUGAUCACUUCAAGGGUUUCCUAUCAUGGGAACACCAAAAUGCCAUUGUUAAAAAUCUAUUGUUUGGUUCAGAUGUUAUCAUCACAGGUACUCAACCUUAGUGCUGGCUGUUGAAAAUUGCACCAUGACACCUGAUUUCAUUCUUUUUGAAUAACAAUCUUACUAACCCUCCCUUCCUUUUUCAAGCCCAUCUCUCUCGCAUAUAGACGAAGAUGCAAAGGAACAGAGAAGGUCACAAUUUACUUACAUCACGAACCUCCAGAAUAUCACUAGUAAAAGCCUUUGAUUAGUUUGGUGAAAAGGAGAUGGGACAUAGGUCACCAAUAUUGCUGGAGGCGGUAUCCGUUGGAAGGUAUUUUACACUCACAUAUUUAUUGCAUGCACUUUGAAGUUUCAACUGUUUAGGUGUCAUGGGCUUUCACAGCAGUUGAACUUAGAAAGAAAUUACAUGGAAAUAACUUUACUCUAGAUACCGUUGAGGCAGUGAUAAAUGACUUCAUUAGCAGCCUGAUUUAAGAAAGAGUAGCUGUGUUGAUAUUGCACUAGGCACUUUUCAGCAAGGGAGUGAGUAAACUUGAUGCUGAGAAUGCAAUUAAAUUGGUUUUUGAGGAGGGAGAAUCAGAUAAUGAUCAGAAGUUAGUUCAUGGCCUGUCAAAGCUCUCAAUGGAUAAUUUACUUGUUCAGGCCUCAAAGCAGUGGCUUCGAGGUCAAGAAGUGCCUAAAGAGACAAGGAAAUCAAGGAUUGUUCAUUGGCUUCAGUAUCGUGGAUUCAGCUGGGAUGUUAUUGGCUUCGUAUUAAAGAAGUUAGAAUCUCAGUACCCACCCUAGUCCAUAACCAUCAACUGAAAUGUUGUGUAGUAAGGACAGGGUUUGGGUCUAUAAUGUCGCUGCUGUGGCUAGAAAAUUACUCACUUUAGCCCUUACCAGUACCGGACAUAAUGUUGCGUUAACCUACCAUGCCACCACCUAGUUUUAGGUGGGGCGAAGUCUACUUUAAUGGCAACAUAGCUAGAAGACGAGCAAGAAGUGGCACUAUUUGGCUGUUUUUGAUAGGAAACACCAUUUUGUGUCCGAAAAUUGAAACUCUUUUGUAUUCAUGUAUUGUUUAUAUUUACCUCAAUGAAAUUUUGUUGUUUGUGUUGCUGUA
This is a messenger RNA of Prunus persica (peach), 3135 nucleotides long. RefSeq lists its product as uncharacterized. Gene Ontology annotation, molecular function: protein binding. The transcript has 7 exons. The coding region runs from base 221 to 1294 and encodes 357 amino acids. NCBI's taxonomy places the organism in Eukaryota, Viridiplantae, Streptophyta, Magnoliopsida, Rosales, Rosaceae. The record is from RefSeq and is a predicted model, not a curated record.